Triticum aestivum (bread wheat) is the source of this 564-nucleotide messenger RNA. RefSeq lists its product as uncharacterized. NCBI's taxonomy places the organism in Eukaryota, Viridiplantae, Streptophyta, Magnoliopsida, Poales, Poaceae. The transcript is spliced from 2 exons. Bases 127 to 480 code for a protein of 117 amino acids. The record is from RefSeq and is a predicted model, not a curated record.
AAGCAGAGGCGAUCGAUCCCACCAUGGCACCAUUUCCUCUUCGAUUGUCUCAAAAAAAAACCAUUUCGUCUUCGAUCCGGACCAACUCCGUCGCCGUCGCCGUUGGGCGUCGGAAUCCAUGGUGGGAUGGCGCGAGGAAUUGACGCCGAGCAGCAGCACACGAUGGCGGAGCAGGUGAAGGAGUAUCAGGCGCGAUCCAGGCACGCCUGGGCCGCCGCAUCCUUCUUCUCCUCCACCUCCACCUCCACCUCCACCUCCACGGCCGGCUCCUCGUGGGUUGAGGUGUUACUCAUGAUAUGGAAACUUGCUUUGUAUGCUCUACUAGUGUUUGCGUGUAUUGCCUUUUAUUUCAAGUUUAUAGGAAUAGCUUUAUCAUUUACAUGUAUUUCUGCACUUCUUUAUUUGUGCAUGAGAUUAACCAAGGAAGAAAGGAAGCACAAGAAAAGUAAGCAAAGAAUGCUUCUUUCAUUGUCAAUGUAAAAUAUGUCUGUAAAUUUCGCUGUAAUUUACAUGUAAAGUGCUCUCAGUUUAAUACUAAUGUAUUUACACUCUCGACGUCUUUCA